AAAGACAUAUGCUUCACCAAUAGAUUUUCAUUCAAUUCAAAUCCAAGGUGAAGGAAAAACAAAGUAAAAACAGCAACAGAAAUGGCUACGAUAACAAGUACAGGAGGAUCAGUUGAGUACGUGGAUUAUAAGCCCGUGUCUGAACUCAUGGAAGAAGAAGGAGCCAACAUAUUACUUGUUCAUCUUCCAGAUUUUCAAAAGGAGCACAUGAAGAUCACGUAUGUCCAUUCGACUCGUUUGAUUAGAGUUGCUGGAGAGAGAUUGAUCACCGGUAACAAAUGGAGCAUGUUCAACCAGACAUUUCCCGUUCCUCAAAAUUGUGACGUCCAGAAAAUUCAGGCCAAGAUUCAAAAUGGUGUUCUCACCAUUACAAUGCCAAAACUCACACCUUCAAUCCCUCCGAAUCCUUCCUCUACAACUACUGCAAGCAAAGAAGAAAAUGAUAAGACAGCGACUCAAAUCCCUCAGCAACCCAAAACUUUUGCUGAUACAGAAAAACAAUCAGCAGCUCAUAUCCCUGGAGCCACUGUCGCUUCGACGACUGAUGGUACCAUGAAGCCAAAAGAUGAAAAGAGUGACAAAGUUGGCGAAGAAAAGAUCAAGGAAAAGAAAGAAAGGAAGGAAGGAGAAGUUGAAAAGAGUGACAAAGUUGGCGAAGAAAAGAUCAAGGAAAAGAAAGAAAGGAAGGAAGGAGAAGAUGAAAAGAGUGACAAAGUUGGCGAAGAAAAGAUCAAGGAAAACAAAGAAAGGAAGGAAGGAUACGAGAAUACAAGUGAAUCCAAACAAAAGGAAACUAGCAAGGAAGUAAAAGAAUCAUCCUUAGCUGAUCAAAGUGAAGAAAAUGGCAAGAAACGAAAGGAAGCGAAGGUGACGAGACCUGCUGAAAAAGCUAAAAGUUUGAAAUUUGGUGGUGUAGGAGAUGAAGAGAAGCCAAAGGAAGAUUUGUUAGGUGAGAAAGUGAAGAAUGUGGCAUUUGCUCCAAAGAAGAGUGUGAUGACUCUGAGCGAAGAGAGGCAAUCUUUGGUGAAUAUUGGUGCGGCAGUUCUAGUGAUUGCAGCUCUUGGGACUUACAUCUAUUAUAACUAUGGAUCAUCUGGAAAUCCCACGGACUAGCUUUUCUAGCAUAUUCCUUAAAUAAAUACUGCUCAAAUUAAUAACAUCGAUCAAUAUUAUAUAUGUUUCUGUUAUAAAAACAUUUAUUUAUAUAUGAAAAUAAUUCAAAACCCGAAAAUCUAUCAACUAAUUAAUUCAUGUUUUAC
Messenger RNA from Manihot esculenta (cassava), 1259 nucleotides. RefSeq names its product inactive protein RESTRICTED TEV MOVEMENT 2. The transcript has 2 exons. Bases 82 to 1113 code for a protein of 343 amino acids. Lineage: Eukaryota; Viridiplantae; Streptophyta; Magnoliopsida; Malpighiales; Euphorbiaceae. The record is from RefSeq and is a predicted model, not a curated record.